AUGCAAAAGGCAUUUUCAGCAAUUGAGGCCUUCAGCAUGCUGUUAACCUUGGACCAGAUAAAUUCUGCUCAGCAACCCCCAUCACUACCAUCACCCCCACCCCCUCAGCAGCAGCUAUUAUUGCAGCAGCAUGUACCACAAACACAGCAAUCACCCCAACAACAACCAACACCACCUCCACCAGCACUACAGCAGCAGCAGCAGCAAGUACAAAUAUCUACAUCAUCUGCAUCCUCGUCUGUAAAAGGUGACCAAAUCAUCACUUUUCCAUGGAGCCGGGACCAUUCCUCUAACUGCUACCAUGGCCUGGACCAAAACGUAAAGCCAGGUGAAUACGUCCUUUUGACCCUUUUCAUGGAAUUCUGCAGCAUAACCGAACGCAAAAUUGAGCAGGUUCUUGCAGAACCCUUGAAGAAUCAUUUUUCAAAGUCCCUCCAGAGAAACGAGGACACUCAAUUCGACCAGCUUCUUACCUCGCUUGGAUGCGUGGCCGAACAGGGACUCCCUUCCCUGCUGCACUCGUUCAUUAAAUGGUACGAGAAGCAGUCCCUGGUGGAUGAUGGUCACCUGCUUGAUCGGUACAGGAUCCGAAGCAAAGGUGAGAAAAAUUUUCUCUGUGAGCGCCGAGAGCUAGCUGUAGAUUACAUGUAUUGUCUAGUACUCAUUGAAAUCUUGCCCAAACUGUCCUACCACCCAGGCCACGACGAUCUUGUUGCUUGCAUCAUCAAUCAGAGUUUUCGACAUUUCAAAUACAAAGAUGGAUUGCAGGCUAAUCCAAACUCUGGAAAUAUCAAACUGAUCUCUAGUCUCUAUGCAGAGGUAAUUGGUGUUCUUGCUCAAUCUCGCUUUCCUCCAAUCCGUAAGACAUUCCUCAAUGAACUAAGAGAGCUCAAGCUCCGUGACCAGACACCUUUCACAGCUCAAAGUGUUAUCAGCUUACUGAUGGGGCUUAAGUUUUUCCGUGUUAAGAUGCACCCCAUGGAAGAUUUUGAGAUGUGUGUUCAGUUUCUCCAUGAGCUCGGCCAGUAUUUUCUUGAAGUUAAAGACAGAGAUAUCAAACAUGCCUUGGCUAUGCUUCUGGUUGAGAUCCUUCUUCCGGUGGCUGCACAGGCCAAAAAUGAAGUCAAUGUUCCAGUUCUGAAAAACUUUGUUGAAAUGCUUUACUCAACAACUAUUGACAUGACGACUAAAAAGAAACACACCUUACAUUUAUUUCCUCUUGUCACCUGCUUGCUCUGUGUCAGCCAGAAACAGUUCUUCCUCAGCAACUGGCCCUAUUUCUUGACAAUGUGUUUAUCGCAGCUGAAGAACAAAGAAGCAAAGAUGUCUCGCGUCGCCCUGGAAUCGCUCUAUCGUCUCCUCUGGGUCUACAUGGUGCGGGUGAAAUGCGAAAGCAACACGGCCACUAGGAGCCGAUUGCAAAGCAUUGUAAACAGCCUGUUCCCCAAGGGCUCAAAGAUGGUGACGCCCCGAGACACUCCACUCAACAUUUUUGUCAAAAUCAUCCAGUUCAUUGCAAAAGAACGACUCGACUUUGCCAUGAAGGAGAUCAUCUUUGAUCUGCUCUGCGUUGGCCGGCCGAUCAAAUUCCUUACUCCCGAGCGUAUGAGCAUUGGUCUUCGAGCCUUUCUGGUCAUUGCAGACAGCCUGCAGCAAAAAGACGGUGAUCCACCCAUGCCCCAGUCAGCAGCAACCCUACCCUCUGGGAGCACAGUUCGAAUCAAGAGAACCUUCUUAAACAAGUUACUCAGUGAAGAGACAGCUAAAGAUAUUGGACUUGCAUGCUACUAUCCACACAUUCUGAAGACGUUUGACUCCAUCCUUCGGGCUCUCGACCUCCAAGUUGGGCGCACACUCCUUCACACGAAUUCUGAGAACACAGGCAAAGAAGUUGAUGAGAUUAUCACCAGUGACCGCAAACCAAAAAUCGACCUCUUCCGCACUUGUAUUGCUGCCAUUCCUCGACUAAUUCCAGAAAAUAUGAGCAGCCUUGAUCUUGUCGAUCUCCUAACUCGUCUCACAGUGCAUAUUGAUGAUGAAUUGAAAGGUUUGGCCUUCCAAGCUCUACAGAACCUUAUGCAUGAAUCUCAGGCAUUCAAAGAACAAGUCAUUCGUGGCUUUGUACAAUUUAUUCAGCGUGAUGUCAGUGACACUACCCCACAGCUUCUUGACGGCGUAUUAAGAAUGCUGGUGCAAUUACUUGUCCAGUGGAAAAGCAAUCCAACACCCCAGCAGCAACAACAGCAACAGCAACAACAAAAUCUGGUUCCACCAACUGGGCAGACCACCAGCAAAACUGAUGCCGCGGAAGGUAACGCUGUCCCUCGAGAUUUAGUUGAACUUUCUGUCUUGCAUGAAGUUGAGGGCCUUGCCCUUGUCAUGCUUUGCAGCAUUCGUCUGGUGACACGGAAACUUGCCCUGCUGCUGUUAAAGGAAGUCCGCACUAUCUUUUCAAGUUGCCUGCACAAUUCUUCAACCACCUGUGUUAAUUGUAGUAGUGUACCACAGCAUAACCACCACCUUCACAACAAUCACCACCACCACCAACAACAACAACAACAACAGCAGCAGCAGCAGACACAAAAAAAACGAUACAACAAAACCUGCCUUCUUGAUGUUAUGGAUAAAAUGUGCCCAGUUGUCAUGACUAGCAUGUUACAGUAUCUGCCAGCUGAUGAAAAAGCUGCCCUUAUUGCUGGCACAGUCAUUGACUUACAGUGGGUGUUGGACCGAGCAGCGAAUGUCUGGCUAAUGGCUGGCAGUCAGGAUAGCCAGGCAAUCCAACCAUUAAUGGUCAAUUCAACAUUCAGCCAACCAGAUCCUUGGAUCCGGUGUCUUGUCGUACUGGUUGCUUCUGACGAAGCAUCUAAACUGUGUGUUCAUGCCAUUAACUCUGCCUGGACAAUUAUAUACACACGUUUGCAGACCUUGUUUCCUCUUGUCGAUCCAAGUGCACAAACCAACGAAUAUCGGUCUUCAAUAUUAAGAUCUGGAAGCAAGAAGGUGACCAAUGAUUGCGACCUAUACAUGCACCUUUGGCACAAUUAUGUAAUACUUGCUUGUUGCCUGGCACAACUAGAAGCAGUGCUGCCACACAGGCGGUGCGCAUCUCCAGAGUUGGGAAUCAGCCCAGAGAACUUUGCAGCAUCAUCAUCGUCUUCAGACAAGACUGAGAGCAAGCAGAAUGCUCAAAGCGGAAAUCUCUUCCGCCUGCUCGUGCCCCUGAUAAAAUGUGAAAAUUCCGACAUGAGGGAUUCUGUUGUCAAUGGGCUUGGUUACAGUAAUCCUGCCGUCCUGAAAGAUCUUCAAGAAGAGCUGAUUCCUUACCUCAAAGAAACAAAUGAUAAAAAAAUUGACAACAUCAAGCAGAGGCGGCGCCGUAACAACCUUCGGGCUCAGAUGACUCGACUUUUUAAGUUGAUGGCAGAGAAUGGUGCAUUUGGGCCUAACAAUAUCGGGGUGAUUGACCCUGACAAAAACUGUGUGAACUCGUUACUUCUUGAUUACAUUGACGGUGCCCGCCUGUAUUUGGAAGGAGAAAACGAAAGGGACUUAAUAAGCUUGCAAGAAGUACGCUUACACUUUAGCAGUUUCUUGCGGCUACUUAUCAACAACACUCCCCUGAAGCAAAGGAACACCCUUCUAACAAAGGAAACUCGACACAGCUUGUUCCAUCUUCUGGCUAACUGGAGUGGAAGAUUUAAUUCUUUUUUCCCACACCUUGAACGUAAAUUGUCUAAAGACGAAGUAAGUACUGUAUUGGAACUGGCAACUGUCAGUGCAAUGUCAGCUGUUUUAUGUUGUGGGCCGAUCUUUGACCCAAAUGGUUUAAAUGAAGAUGGCUACAUUUACAGCUGGCUAGACUCACUCCUUAGCUGUGAAGACCUUGAAAUGAAGGAACAGAUUUUGAGCCUGGCUGAAGAGACGGUCAUCUUACUGCUGGACUUUAAUCCUGAUGUCCAGAGUAUGCUUGAUUGGGUCAUUGACCAUUGUUAUACAGCUCCCAUAGAAGUGGCUGACCGUUGCCUCAAUGCCCUUACAGCCGUUUUUGAGACUAAAGAAUACUCUUGCGAUCUGAUUGCCAUGUUGAAUUUAGUCGUGUUAAAUGUCGGAAGCCCCCGUAUCCACACUCAUGAGACAGCUUUGCAAUUACUGCGUCUAUUGGACACUUAUUUCUUUCAGGACAAACCCGUGUUUGAAGAAUCUACACCAGACACAAGUCAACCACCAAACACCUUGAAUGACAUCUUACUAACGGUUUCUUAUGCACAGUCACAAGCCAUCCUCUCUGAUCAGCUUGUCAAGCUUCAUCCAGAUUUGACUAUGCCUAUGUUUUCAGAAAUCACCCACCGUUUCCAAACUGCUCGUCCUGCACUGCGGCAAGUUCUGCUCAAAUGUCUCCUCCCUUGGCUGCAUAAUAUCGAAUUGGUUGACCCUUCAAUUCCAGCUGCUAAUGCCAUGUCUACUUUCCUGACCAGCAUUCAAGACAGUCAGGUAGGGAAAGGGACACGGUCCUACCUCGAAGGAGAAGGGUGGGGAUCAGCCCAGGCUACCGAGAUGGUGCUCAAUAACCUGCUGUACAUUACUGUCAAGUUUGGUGACUGCCACCCGUCUGAAAUUGAAAUCUUGUGGGCAGCGUUGGUUAAUUGCUGGGCUAAUAACUUAAGAGUCGUGGUUCGAUAUUUGGUGAUUGUCACUAACAUGUCCCCAAAUGUGCUCCUCCCCUAUGCUAAAAGGGUCAUCAGUUACCUUGGCCGGGCUAAGCCAGAGAAACUUGUUGAUGAACUGAUGGCAGAGUUGCAAACUGUUGAAACUCUAAACCAAACAAUUGAGCGAACACAGACUCCGCCUUUCUACCGGCUAUCAUCACUAAAGAAAGCUGGCAUGAAUGCCAACACAACAGAUGACGAAAAGCUCGGCUGUAGCCAGGCGGCUGAUAACCUACUUGAAAAGGGAGUUCUUCACACAAAGCGACACAGCACUUGUGAAGAGAUCACAGCUGAAGGCACACCUUGCACCGAUUCGACAACGUUCCUUUGCAGCAUUUCCAGUGUGUCCAGUUCCUCGUCUGGGAGUAGCACCCACGAUCAAACGGAAGAAGUCUCUGCUAGUCCAUCAAACUCUCCCAUACCGUACCCGCUCCCAAUGCCAGCCUAUGGGGGUUAUUUUGCUCCAAUGUCUGAACUCCUCCCGGAUACUUUUGCGCCGACGGUUGGGUUGCAUCGUAGCUACCUAGGGGUAAUGUUUCUUUCAGAUCUUGUUCUAGACGGCUUGGACAUUGACUGGACACCUCAUUUACCUCUCAUUCUCCAUAUUGUUUUUCUCGGGCUUGACCACAUGCGGUCACUUGUUUAUGAGCAUUGCAAGAAGCUCUUCCUCAAUCUGCUCCUCCUCAGUGCAGCUGUACCUGAACACCAAUCUAUAGCUAGAAUCUUGAUUUCUCGAAUGCCACAGCUAAAACUCCUGAGUGACACUCGAGGUGUAUUCACUGCAGACAGGGCACCCCAUGAAGAUGAUACCAAUUUCACAGGCACCAUGAAAGAGCCAGGCUUAACCUCCAUGUCUGAUGCACAGAACAUGAAAGAUUCCACUCAGUUUGAGACUGUUGAACUUUCCAUAGAGAGCUUGCUUAACUUUUUGGUAAGAAACUCCGGCAAGCCUUUGUGGAACUAUGAAGACAUAACGCCAAAGACACUGGCCACAGUCAGCUCGUCGGCCCUAGACUAUUUCCUGAAAUUAGUUGUGCGGGUCUUUGAAGAAUUAGUGCCACUUGCACUUGUCGAACAGCGGUGGUCCCAGAUUGCCCUGCAGAUGGCUCUGUCGUGUUCUUCCCGGCAUUAUGCAGGGCGAUCAUUCCAAGUCCUCCGUGCCUUGCAGGUACGACCUUCCACCCAGAUGCUUUCUGAUAUUUUAUCCAGGCUUGUCGAAACUGUGGCUGAACAAGGAGAUGACAUGCAAGGUUAUGUUACGGAGAUCAUGCUAACCCUAAUUGCAUCUGUCGACAAUCUUGACUUGGAGCUACGCCCCACAGAUAUGAUGCGCGAGCUCUUUUUGUCAACCCCUAACCUAGCAAAGGACUGCCUAAGCGAAGCUAUCAAGGGGUCUGUAGUUUCAUCUAAUCCAGCCCCUGCCCACACACGAAGCACAAGCUAUACAGUCUCUGUGUUAACCUCCAGGCUUACAUCUUGUAUUUCAGCUGGUGGAUCUCGUGUUCGUUCACCAUUGGACUUGCAUCGGUCUGGUCUGGCGAAAUCCCAUAGUGUCCAAUCUUUAAAAAAUUUUGACGAGGCAACAGCCGAAGAUAAACUGACUAUUGUGACGCAGAUGUUCUGGAUGGCCGUUUCUAUGUUGGAAUCGGAUUAUGACUACGAAUUCCUUCUUGCCAUUAAGCUCUUGGACAAGAUAUUGAAACACCUCCAGCCAGAAAGACCCGAAUGUCGGGAAAAAUUGGACAAGAUCCUGCAGCAGAUUAAAUGGCAUAACUUUCCAGGUGUGCAGAUUCUGUUGCUGAAAGGCUGUACAUCCCACACUCUUGCUGAGCCUACAUGGUUACUCUUGUCCCAGCUUACACUCUGCAUCAAUGCCCCCAUAAUGGACCCAACAGGAGCCCUGGGCUUUCCUAUCAAUGUUGUUGCUCUUUUGCCCUACCUUGUACACAAUUAUGAAAAUCCCAGCCCUGAGUGCCGUGAAGCUGCUGACCGAAUCAGUCAGAUGUGUGCCCAGCAGUCCGAGAAACUCCACAAUUUGGCUACUGUGAUAACACUUUAUAGUCGGGGCACAUUCAACAAAGACAGCUCCCAGUGGACUAAGUGUGUAGUAAAAUAUCUGCUUGAUGUGUACGCCUGUACUAGUCUGAGCAUGAUUACUUUCCUGGUUGAAGUUCUCGAACGAGGCCCAACCAAUUACCAGCCAGACAUCUUACAAAUUCUCCAUUGCAUUGUUCACUAUGUUGAUUUUAACACCACUUGCAAAAAGGUGCUAAACCAGCAGCUCUUCUGCCCUGUAGCCCGACACACAAAAGGUGUCCACUGGAAGGAAGCACUUAAAAUUCUCAAGUUGGCCGUAACUCGUUCGUCUACCCUAGCUGCUGCUUUCCCAAGUUCUGAUGCUGGUGGCCCUCCUGGAAACCGCUCAUCCUUCGUCGCAGACGUUGGUAUUUUCCGCAAGAAAGAGCUCCCAGGACUGACCCUUGAAUUCACUGUGGAUCUCUCCAACCGAGCACUUAUUGGGCACAAAUAUCUUGGCAUUGACCUUUAUCCAAAGGAAGAGAGUCGGAAUGUCAGCUUACUUUCUAUUUCACGGAAACACUCAGGCAACCAAGAUUGGGAAUCUUCAUGGAAAAAGCCCCAAAUGUCCCAAACUCGGAUCCGAGAGAGGUUGAUCAGCUUACUGACCUAUUUCGGUCAGCGUAUUGGCCUGCCAAAAAGCCCCUCGGUUAUUUUCAGUCAAUCUAGUGACCAGCAGCAUAGUGUUACGUCUAGUGGGGAAGAGACAUCUAUACCCGAGACGCCGUCCAAUGAUGCUUUGCUUAGCGACACCAAUAGCAGUGAUCUCAUGAUGACAUUCAAACGAUUUGACUUUUUGGACAACGAACUGGAAAAAGACGAACAAAAUGACGAUUAUUUCUCGUUGGGUGAUCGUUGCCAGGCUUUUAAUCUCCAUACAUCUGAGUCUUCGAACAAAGCCGCUUUCGGCAGUUCACCAGAACUCAAACUUCAGGACAGCAUUGAAGAUCUAAAAGGAAUUGUUUCUACAGAUAGUGGGUGUCUCCUUGAAGUUUCCACAUCUGAUGAAGAAUCUCAAACACCAGGUGCUGAUGAUGAUGGUAUGCCUAGAGACCUUCCAUCUAGUAGUUCUGUCACAAUGCUUCCUAAUGACAUUUUGAUUGAAAGAGAUACCUCAAGUCCUGUUCUGGUUGUAGGCCCAACCAGUUCAAACGAGAUUGAUUUAGUGGUUCUUAGUUCCAGUACUUCACGGGCCCUCAGUGUAGCUCGUUUAGGUGCUGCUUAUUUCACCAUUCCACCUGAUGAAGCUUGGCAAACCCAUCUUCAUCAGGUACUCACCAAUUCUACUGUUUCACUGACCACUGUGACCUGCCUGAUCUUUCCCAGGCUGUACAACGAACACCGCAGAUGUGUUGCUAACUUGACUCGUGAAGCAUGCACGUAUAUCGGUGAAAGUGAGAACUUACAGAAACUGACCAAUAAAUUUCUGCACAUUUUAGACACCCUCUUCACCCAAAUGGAAUGUCCAUACAUCUUUGCUAAGCCAGAUUCGCUCCUGGACAGUAGCAUUAUCGACCGCCACAAAUUUUGUGUGUUGGAGAUCCAGGAAUGUUUGGACAUGUUGAGCAUGCGUCUAACCCAAGCAGAGCAGUGUCUAGACACUAUGAAGUCCCUCUCGGCUCUUGAGCCUCUGAAUGAAAUCUCUGGCGCAGCUGCAAUGGUGGACGACAGUGGUCUGGAUGACCAGAAAGGAGAGAUGUGUCGGCAACUGUACAAACUCCUUUUCCAAAUGGUGCUUCUGUUUGAAAGUUUCACCAAAGUUGUGGACAUCUUCCAGAAUUUGAAUUUAAAUGGUCAAGCGCUGGAUAUGUCCGGCCAGCUGGUGGUCAUGAGGCAAGAACUGACCAACAGCCUGUCGGAACUCCGGACUGGUGACGUGUCUCCUUUGUACUUUGAUACUCAGGUUGACUCCAAGCAAGACGCCAUGGCCUUUCUUCUGGAGUACUUGCAAGGCAAACAACACAUCACUACAUUGCAGCUUCUCCGCCAUUUUCGCUACCACUGGCCGGACGAUGUUUUCGGCACAUCAGAAGAGGACGAUGUGCUUGCUCUCAUGAAUAUAUACUGCAGUUGCGUGUCCCAGACAACAGGCAUCUUUGUGCUUGUGCGUCCCGAGUUGGAUUUUGGACAGGUCUACAUAAUCACUCACCUCCCUAUCUUACCCAUUCUUUCCUCCUGA
Acanthosepion pharaonis is the source of this 8964-nucleotide messenger RNA. The record is from the annotation of a GenBank genome assembly. NCBI's taxonomy places the organism in Eukaryota, Metazoa, Mollusca, Cephalopoda, Sepiida, Sepiidae.